Molecule: messenger RNA, 951 nt
Organism: Xenopus tropicalis (tropical clawed frog)
Lineage: Eukaryota; Metazoa; Chordata; Amphibia; Anura; Pipidae
Gene: pam16
Product: presequence translocase associated motor 16
Biological process (GO): protein import into mitochondrial matrix
Cellular component (GO): PAM complex, Tim23 associated import motor; mitochondrial inner membrane; TIM23 mitochondrial import inner membrane translocase complex
Source: RefSeq, marked provisional
CCAAUAUGGCCGCCUAGUGUCUUCCGGCUGCGCUAUUCCCUCUGACCCCGCACGAUUAACCUUGAGUGUUUCAGCGCUGGGCCCCUAAUCAAGAUGGCCAAGUACUUGGCACAGAUCAUGGUGAUGGGUAUGCAAGUGGUGGGCCGGGCAUUCACACGUGCCCUACGGCAGGAGUUUGCUGCAAGCAGGGCAGCAGCUGAAGCGCGGGGGCGAGCUGGGACAGAGUCAGCGGCAGUCAGCAGCCUGUCUGGCAUAAGCCUUCAGGAGGCCCAGCAGAUCCUAAAUGUCUCCAAACUGACACCAGAGGAGAUCCAGAAGAACUACGAGCACCUGUUCAAGGUCAAUGACAAAGAAGUAGGCGGAUCCUUCUACUUGCAGUCUAAGGUUGUUCGAGCCAAGGAGCGAUUGGAUCAGGAGAUGGACAUUCAGUCAAAGACAGAGAAGCCAAAAGAUGAGACAACACAGACAUGACCCGCAGUUCUGCACCAGGUGCCAGCGUUUGUCCUGCCAGGGGGAUUGCAGUUCACUGAAAAACUGUGCGGGCAAUGCCCUGACCCACAUUCAGACUUUCUCAUUUCUAAUUGAGACAGUAAUAAUUAUUUCUAAUGCUUGCCCCCCAUAAAAGUUUGCUUACUACGCCCACCUUUUCAGGUGCGCAAAAUGCCUUGUGUCCUGGUUUCCUGUUCAGGGAGAAGUCACACUACGUUUGGACCCCUUGCAAAGAUUUGAUGCAGAUUCAGUUCUCUCCAAGCAAAGUUCAAUUGUGUAUCACCCAAAAACGCACAAUAUUGUGUUUGGAGAAAAAGGUUCCAUUGGAACACGCUGUUUGGUUUCGCUAAUGACUUUGGAGACAAUUAUCUUCACCCGCGGUGCCAGAAUACUGCCGUGCGCCAGAUGCAUCAUUGCUGGUUGUUUUUAUGGUCCCAAUAAAGAGCCUCUCACUGAACUGCA